Canariomyces notabilis is the source of this 1032-nucleotide messenger RNA. RefSeq lists its product as uncharacterized. The transcript is spliced from 4 exons. NCBI's taxonomy places the organism in Eukaryota, Fungi, Ascomycota, Sordariomycetes, Sordariales, Chaetomiaceae. Gene Ontology annotation, molecular function: translation initiation factor binding; translation initiation factor activity; mRNA binding. Gene Ontology annotation, cellular component: eukaryotic translation initiation factor 2 complex. Gene Ontology annotation, biological process: formation of translation preinitiation complex; translational initiation; formation of cytoplasmic translation initiation complex. Bases 1 to 1032 code for a protein of 343 amino acids. The record is from RefSeq and is a predicted model, not a curated record.
AUGAGCUCCGAAGAUCCCUCAGCCCAGAGACGCGCCUCGCGUAAGUCGGUUGCAUUUACAGAGGAGAAAUUGGUGGUGGACGCCGAUGGUAGCGUAACCAUGGUUGCAACACCAAACGACGAUACCAAAGAGACAGCCAUGUCGCACACACCACGUACGCCGCCUCUCUCCGCCGCGCUCGGGGCUUUUACUGAUGCCUCACAAGCACCCGUUGACGGCGCGGCAGACGGCGCCCCCGCCGCCGAGAAUCCCGAUGAGCUCGACCUUUCUCUCAUGAAGAAGAAGAAGAAGAAGGUCAAGAAGGAGGAUGGCGAGGGCGAGGGCGGUGACGGCGCCGCCGCUGCCGGUGGUGAGGAGGCGAUUGAUCUGUCAAUGAAGAAGAAGAAAAAGAAGAAGGUGCCCAAGGAGGAGGAUGAGUUUGCAAAGAAACUCGAGGCCCUGAAAAUCGAGGGCGGCGAGGGCGUUGAGGGUGCUGAAGCUGCCGGCGAGGAGGGCGAGCAGGAGGGUGACAUGGACAAGGGCACAGGCAUUUGGUCGCACGACGAGACAAAGACGAUCAACUACGACCCUCUGCUCUCAAGAUUCUUUGCCCUGUUGGCGCAGAAGAACCCGGACCACGCCUCAACGGGCACGCGCUCCUACAAGAUCCCGCCGCCGCAGUGUCUCCGCGAAGGCAACAAGAAGACCAUUUUCGCCAACCUCCCGGAGAUUUGCAAGCGCAUGAAGCGAGCCGACGAACACGUCACAGCCUACCUCUUUGCCGAGUUGGGUACCAGCGGCAGCGUGGACGGCAGCAGGCGGUUGGUGAUCAAGGGCCGUUUCCAGCAGAAGCAGAUCGAGAACGUCCUGCGCACGUACAUAAUAGAAUACGUGACGUGCAAGACGUGCCGGUCUCCCAACACGGAGCUGUCCAAGGGCGAGAACCGUCUCUACUUCAUUACUUGCAACUCUUGCGGCUCUCGUCGCUCAGUCCAAGCCAUCAAGACAGGUUUCUCUGCCCAGGUCGGCAAGAGAAGAAAGAUGCAAGGCUGA